AUGGAUCAAAAUAAAGAAAUUUCGAAGAAAGAGAAACUUAAAAUUUGGUGCAAGAAGUAUCUGUUAGAAGGUCAAACUCUUGACGACAAGCAAGCGGGAAAAGUUGAAAAUUUUCCAGAUAAUCCGACAAUUAAAGAUUUAAUUUUUAUAAAAUACAGAAAAUGGGUUGCCAUGCUUAUACCAAUGACACUUAUUCAUAUUAUUUGGUGGUCUGUGGCCAUUCGAUAUAAUCUAUUUCAAUGGUAUCCAACAUAUUGGCAUAUGCCUGUUGUUAUGAUUCUUGGAUCAGUGAUCGGAGGAAUGACUUCAGAAGGAGCUGGAGCUGUUGCGUUCCCUGUAAUGACACUCGCUCUUCAUAUUGAUCCAAAAAUUGCUAGAGAUUUUGCAUUGAUGAUGCAGAGUAUUGGAAUGACAUCUGCCCUGAUUUGUGUGAUUAUAAUGAAAGUGGAAUUUGAAAUUCGUGCUGUGAUACUAGGAUGCCUUGGAGCAAUUCCUGGAUUCAUAAUUGGUGUUCAUUGGAUUGAUCCAUUACUUUCUGGUCCACAGAAGAAAAUGCUUUUUGUUUCCAUUUGGACAGCAUUUGCAUUAUCACUUGGAAUUUUAAAUUCGCAAAAGAAGAGAUCGACAUUCCGUGAAAUUCCAGAAUUCUGUGCCUGGAAGGGAUGGGUUCUGUUCUUCACUGGAAUCAUUGGAGGAAUCUUCGAUGCAUUCGCUGGAUCUGGAAUUGAUAUUUGCAUUUUCUCAGUCAUCACCCUGUUGUUCCGUGUUACUGAGAAGACUGCUACACCAACAACUGUCGUUUUGAAGGGAACAAUUGCUGUGUUUGGAUUCUAUUAUAGAGCUGUUAUGAUGGGAGAUAUUGAUAUUAUGGCAUGGAGAUAUUUUUCGGUUACUGUACCAAUCUCAGCUUGUGGGGGACCGAUUGGAUCAUUUCUAGGAUCGCAUUUACAUCGACAACUAGUUGCUAGCUUUGUAUAUAUUCUGGAAGCAAUAGCUCUUGUAGGAUUUUUGUUAACUGAACCAGGAUGGCAGUUGAUAGUUAUCGGGACUGUUAUCAUAAUAGGAUGUUUCGUUUUCUUCUCAAUCGUAUCAAAAGUUGGUUCAGUUCUCAUGGAGCAUUCAAAUGAAGAGAAAGAAAAUCCGUUGCGAAAUAUGGAAGAACAGAAAACGGGUCAACAAUAA
Caenorhabditis remanei is the source of this 1182-nucleotide messenger RNA. RefSeq lists its product as uncharacterized. The transcript is spliced from 5 exons. The record is from RefSeq and is a predicted model, not a curated record. Lineage: Eukaryota; Metazoa; Nematoda; Chromadorea; Rhabditida; Rhabditidae. Bases 1 to 1182 code for a protein of 393 amino acids. Gene Ontology annotation, cellular component: membrane.